GAGGGCGCCCACAACUUGAGAACCAUCCCUCGGACGAAUCAGUUCCCACCUUCGAAUAUGGCAGAUGAGACAGAGCCCUCAGCCCACCGCACGGGGAGCAAGUCUCCCACAGAGCCUGGCUCCUCUCCACCUGGAAAUGAGGCGCCACUGGAGGCUGGUGAUAAUCCCGCCGACGACGGUGACUCUGCUUUCGGAUCCGAGCCUGCCAGUUCGACAACAUCGAUUACCUCGAGUAUUCUAGAGUAUCGAACUGUGCACGGGAGAAGAUACCAUUCUGACAGAGGAGAUGCCGCUUACUGGGCGCCCAAUGAUGAGCAGCAGAAUGAGUCUAUGGAUAUCAACCACCAUCAGCUCACGUUAGUUCUUGGGGAUAAACUGUACCUCUCGCCAUUGAAGCAGGACAUCCAGCGUGUUCUUGACAUCGGUACUGGAACGGGAAUCUGGGCCAUUGACUUUGCUGAUGAGUUUCCAAACGCCGAGGUGACGGGCACAGAUAUCUCUGUGAUCCAGCCUCAAUGGGUUCCUCCCAACCUCAAAUUCGAAAUCGAGGACUGCACACAAACCUGGACUUUUGACGAAAACUCGAUCGAUUACGUCCACAUGCGAUACCUCAUCGGAAGCAUUAAGGACUGGCCGGCUUUGAUGAAGGAAGCCUUCCGCGUCUGCAAGCCGGGAGGCUAUGUCGAGAGCUACGAGGGCUCUCCGGAUAUGGAGAGCGAUGACGAUACCGUCCCUAAGGAUAGUGCUAUGGCCGAUUGGGGUCCCAUCUUUAAGGAGGCCGGAGCCAAGAUCAGCCGUCCGUUCACCAUCUUGCAUGAGGAUCUGGCCCGCAAGGCCAUGGAGGAAGCCGGGUUCGUGGACGUUGAAUCAAGAGACUUCAAGGCUCCUGUUGGUGCUUGGCCAAAAGACAAGAACAUGCGCGAAAUCGGACAGUUUGCCCAAGUAGCACUAGAGCAAGACAUUGAGGGCUACGUCCUCGGAGUCGCUGGUCUAGCACGCGGAUGGUCCAAAGAUGAAGUGGCAGUCUACUGCGCCAAGCUUCGUCAAGAAAUCAGGUCGCUGAAGCAGCACGCGUAUUAUCGCAUCCGCGUUGUUUACGGCCGAAAGCCGGAGGACAUUGCGUAA
This is a messenger RNA of Fusarium keratoplasticum, 1125 nucleotides long. RefSeq lists its product as uncharacterized. The record is from RefSeq and is a predicted model, not a curated record. Gene Ontology annotation, molecular function: methyltransferase activity. Lineage: Eukaryota; Fungi; Ascomycota; Sordariomycetes; Hypocreales; Nectriaceae. Bases 58 to 1125 code for a protein of 355 amino acids. The transcript is spliced from 8 exons.